Leguminivora glycinivorella is the source of this 1633-nucleotide messenger RNA. Its product is annotated as acyl-CoA Delta-9 desaturase-like. Gene Ontology annotation, biological process: unsaturated fatty acid biosynthetic process. The record is from RefSeq and is a predicted model, not a curated record. Gene Ontology annotation, molecular function: iron ion binding; stearoyl-CoA 9-desaturase activity. NCBI's taxonomy places the organism in Eukaryota, Metazoa, Arthropoda, Insecta, Lepidoptera, Tortricidae. Bases 206 to 1150 code for a protein of 314 amino acids. The transcript has 4 exons. Gene Ontology annotation, cellular component: endoplasmic reticulum membrane.
UCCGACAGUGUUACUUGGGACCGGCGACAUUAUUAUUCAUUAGUCUAAAUAAUUUAUAAGUUUACCUAACAAGUGAAGAACAUUUAACUGAAAUCUUGACUUUUCUAUCAAUAGUUAUAGUGUCUACGCCGUGUCAUGCGCAUCUCUUCAUAUUCAAAUAAUACAGUUAAUUUUUUUUUUUUUUGAUAAGUUUAUGACCUGAAAAAUGGCCCCCCAAGCGAUGGAUGCGAAUGGUGUGCUAUUCGAAGGAGAUGCGGAGACGGAGGACGUGGCCCUGGCGAAUCCACCGAUCCAGCAAGCCGGGGAUGAAAAGUGGGACUUCCGAUAUGUGAAGCAUAUUCUCUUUUACACUGCGAUGCUCUAUACAGCCGGGGUGUAUGGAGGCUACCUGGCGCUGGUGUCGACGAAAUGGCAAACGAAUGUAUUCUGUAAGAUUUUAUACUCUGUGAUAAACUGGGCGCGCGACCACCGCAUGCACCACAAGUAUGUGGACACAGACGCGGACCCCCACAAUGCUACACGAGGGCUAUUUUUCUCCCACGUUGGCUGGCUGAUGGUGGAGAAACACCCGGAGUUCGAGCGCAAGAGCAAGCAGAUAGACCUUAGCGAUCUUGAAAGUAAUCCCAUAUUGCACUUCCAGCAAAAAUAUUACGUAGCCCUAGUGACGGUUAUUUGCUUCAUCCUCCCCACUGUCAUCCCGGUUUACUUCUGGAACGAGACCUGGAUAAACGCCUUCUUCGUGCCCGUGUUACUUCACCACGUCUGCUGCUUUAAUGUAACGGCUUUAGUCAACUCAGCUCUCCAUAAAUGGGGAUAUAAGCCCUACGACAAAAACAUGAUGGCAACGGAACUUAAAAUUCUCGAUCCGUUUACACUUGGAGAAAACUACCACAACUACCACCACGCUUUUCCUUGGGACUAUAAGGCGGCAGAAGUUGGCGAAGGCACAUUCUUAUUAUCUACAGCGUUCAUAAAUUUCUUUGCGAAAAUCGGCUGGGCUUAUGACUUAAAAACUAUCUCUGAUGACGUCAUUCGGAAGCGCGUAAUUCGUACUGGAGAUGGCUCGCACCAUAUUUGGGGAUGGGGUGACAAGGACCAGACUAAAGAAGAAGUGGAUGCAGCUGUGAGAAUUAACCCUAAAGAAGAUUAAGCCUUGCCUGCCUUUUCACAUUUGAAGAGAAAGGGAUAGGGAUAUUAAAUAUAAAUAUUAAUGUUUAAAGUUCUUGGAUGGAUCCGCUAAAGUAAAGUACUUAUUCAUUAAGCUAUUGUUGAAGCAUCAUUAUGCUUCAAUAAUAGUUUACCGUGGAACGACAUAGGUAUGUAUAUGUAUAUAAAUACAUAUUUCUGUGAAGCAUCACAUAAAAUGUAUAACAUAUGUGUGUGUAUUCUACAUAAUAUGAGAAUCAGAUUAAUUUAUAUUAAUAUGAAAUCUUCUUUAGGAUUUGCUAAAGUAUUUUUGUACCUGGAUUAUAUAAACCAGGUAUAAAAAUACUUUCAGGCUAAAGCAUUUUUGUCCCUGGUUUACAUACACUAGGUACAAAAAUACUUUAUCAAAUCCUAAGGAGGAUAUUUAUAUAAAUUAAUCUGAUUCUCGUAUGUAGAAUAUACGCACAUAUGUGACGCCCACGGGAGU